CCCGGCAUUCUGUCGCUAUUCCAGAUUUCCCAGUCGGUGUGCAUAAAACAAGCGGGCCGGAUCUCCGACGUGGGGGACACGCCGUACCAUCUAGUCCAGCCUAUCUUGAAAAGGCUCAAUGCAAAACAGCUAGCACUCCUUGAAAAAAACAGCCCCACAGUCACGCCUCAUUCGGACGAGCUCUGGGGAGGCCUCAUUGAGAAGGACUUUCCGGACCGGCCCUACAAUCCGGCCAAACUCCGGCUUUUGCCGUCCGGAGAAAAUGCCCAGAUGCCAAAACGAGCACUAUACCAGCGAUAUUUAAGUGAACGCGAGCAGUUUCUAGCCACGUCCGCGGACCGGCUCCGCAAAAUGACUGAGAAGCUCCGCAAACAGAAAUCCCAAAACUCCAUCACCACCGUGCAAGGCAUUUUGGCAGACCCGACUAUACGACGCCGCGUGCCCCAGCACUCUGCUUCCAGAGGCAGUUAUACGCCAAAACCAAGGCCAAAAACCAUAUUGGGGAAGGCCAUGCGUGACGUGCUGCAGCGGCUGUUGAUGUUU
Metschnikowia bicuspidata var. bicuspidata NRRL YB-4993 is the source of this 543-nucleotide messenger RNA. It is a transcript of the gene ELA1, whose product is annotated as elongin A. Gene Ontology annotation, cellular component: elongin complex; nucleus. Gene Ontology annotation, biological process: transcription elongation by RNA polymerase II. The record is from RefSeq and is a predicted model, not a curated record. The annotation marks the transcript as partial. The transcript has a single exon. Lineage: Eukaryota; Fungi; Ascomycota; Pichiomycetes; Serinales; Metschnikowiaceae.